Sebastes umbrosus (honeycomb rockfish) is the source of this 4046-nucleotide messenger RNA. RefSeq names its product homeobox protein Meis1. Gene Ontology annotation, molecular function: RNA polymerase II cis-regulatory region sequence-specific DNA binding; DNA-binding transcription activator activity, RNA polymerase II-specific. Gene Ontology annotation, biological process: animal organ morphogenesis; hemopoiesis; positive regulation of transcription by RNA polymerase II. Lineage: Eukaryota; Metazoa; Chordata; Actinopteri; Perciformes; Sebastidae. The record is from RefSeq and is a predicted model, not a curated record. The transcript is spliced from 17 exons. Bases 942 to 2159 code for a protein of 405 amino acids.
UGUGUUUGCGGCGGUUUGACGGUGUCUGAAGGUUUCAACAGACUUUAUAAAUAUCAGCAGUUUAUAAUAACAGUUGCUCAAUAUAUAUCCGGCUAUAAAGUCUGUAACACUAUAACCUGAAUACUGAGCUAGCUUCAUCUGAAGUCUACACAUGGAGAGCUGCAAUCUACUUUAAGGAAUUUCUCACUGUGGCAGCGAUGCAGAGACAAUUGACAACAGAACUGCAUGUAGAGGCCAAGAGACGCUGUUGUUAUAGCGAGGAGAGAGUACGCUGGAUCCUCCCUAGGAUUGCUCUUCUGAGAGGCUGCAGUUUAUUACAAAUGGGAAAGCUUUCAUUGCAGAUUGCCCCAGCGCUGCUCCGAGCCUUUCAGCAGGUUCCUCCGGCCCAGUCUUCCACUACUGCAUCAUCAUCAUCAUCAUGAUGUCUAAAACCGCUGUGAGUUUCAGCAGCAAGAUUUGCUGUUUGAGUUGUCACGACAACCUGCGCGCCUGGCUCAUGGCUGCCCUCCAAGCGCGGACAAAGCUGUCGUCGAAUGAACCAGGCGUGUGUCCACUGGACCUGAGGGGUGCCGCCACCGCUAACAAAACACACAAAGACCCUCGCCACUGGCACCGGCCCUCACCCCGUCUACCCGCUAUCCUGCCCCUCCCACACACCGCUGCCUGCUGUUUUGUGCCUGCUCCAAGAAGAGGAAGUUCCUCUCAUCUCCUUUUCAAGGUCUGCGUUCCCUGCCAGAGAGAGAACGGGGCCUACAGCAUCAUUUCCUUUCGGGCUGGUGACGUCUGUGGAAAAACAGAACAACAGGAGAAGAGAAGGCGUUGCUCGACGGCAGCCGACGCUGUGUCAAACCCCGGAGAGAGACGGCGAGUAUCCCCGAUGUCACGUCACAAGGCUGAAUGCACAGGAGGGAUUAAACUACGAAGACUUGCCCCACUACGGGAUGGAUGGAGUGGGCAUCCCGACCACCAUGUACGGAGACCCGCACGGAGCCCGGUCCAUGCAGGCGGUGCACCUCAACCACGGGCCCCAGCUGCACUCCCACCAGUAUCCGCACACCGCCCACACCAACACCAUGCCUCCCAGUAUGGGCUCCUCUGUUAACGACGCUCUCAAGAGAGAUAAAGACGCUAUAUACGGGCACCCCCUGUUCCCCUUGCUUGCACUGAUUUUUGAGAAAUGUGAAUUAGCGACUUGCACCCCCAGAGAGCCCGGGGUGGCUGGAGGAGACGUCUGUUCAUCGGAAUCCUUCAAUGAAGACAUAGCAGUGUUUGCAAAACAGAUUCGGGCAGAAAAACCUUUAUUUUCAUCGAAUCCAGAAUUGGAUAAUCUGAUGAUUCAAGCCAUUCAAGUUUUACGAUUUCAUCUUCUGGAGCUGGAGAAGGUGCACGAGCUGUGUGAUAAUUUCUGUCACCGGUACAUCAGCUGCUUGAAAGGCAAGAUGCCCAUCGACUUGGUCAUAGACGACAGAGAGGGAGGCUCCAAAUCAGACAGCGAGGAAAUCACAAGAUCAUCGGUGGCCCUUGAUCAGACGUCCUGGAACAGAGAUCAUGAUGACACGGCAUCCACACGCUCCGGAGGAACGCCGGGACCGUCCAGCGGCGGACACACAUCACACAGCGGCGACAACAGCAGCGAACAGGGUGACGGCCUGGACAACAGCGUGGCUUCACCGAGCACGGGGGAUGACGAUGACCCGGAUAAAGAGAAGAAACGCAACAAGAAGAGAGGGAUCUUCCCUAAGGUGGCCACCAACAUUAUGAGAGCAUGGCUCUUUCAGCACCUAACACAUCCCUACCCGUCAGAAGAACAGAAGAAACAGCUGGCGCAAGACACAGGCCUCACCAUCCUACAAGUGAACAACUGGUUCAUUAACGCCAGGAGGAGAAUAGUCCAGCCCAUGAUUGACCAGUCAAACCGUGCAGUAAGUCAAGGAGCUCCCUACAAUCCAGAUGGCCAGCCGAUGGGGGGCUUCGUCAUGGACGGCCAGCAGCACAUGGGAAUCAGACCACCUGAACGGCAGGGCAAACCAGGGGAUCACCUGUCUCACAGAGGCGUACGGAGCACGGGGACGGGACUCCUCGACAUCAUGACGACGACAACUACCAACAGCAACCCCUCUGUCCACAUCCAAGACCCAACAACAUUUUUAUUCGGCUGAUAUGUGCAACACGGAGAACUUCCACCGACUGCUUACGAUCCUUGUCUAUGUAUCCAGUGACGGUGACGCACAGAUUAUCAAACUAUGUCCGACCCAGAUGACCCCCCUCCCCUGUCCCGACAGACCCUGUCCUCUUCUCUGGUGGGCACUAGACUUCGCCCCCUUGCCACUGCCCACUAGGUCCACAUGGAUUCCUCCAUUACAAGUGAUUGUGAUUGCGAUUGCGAGCGUAGAUGACACACGAGAGAGACACACUGUGUCCUUUCGCCUGUACCUCCGGCGAAUGCAGCACCUGGUGAUAUAUUCUAGACUCUUUGGCAAACAAAAGAGACUUCCUGAGAAGAGCACUCCACUCUUUGGGACGAUGGAAUUGGACCAAGGAGAAGCCAAUGUCUGUAUCUGACAGGACACUAACAAAGCAGAAGAGGUGCCCUUUAAAAAAUAUAGUGGAUUGAAACAUGGAAGGAGGGAAAGCAAGAGAAAAGAAAUUAAAAGUAUAACUAUAUCAACCCCUAGUUUGGGAAGUGAGUGGAGAAAGAAAAUAUACUGUAUACUGUUGUAAAAUUACGCUGGACUCUCACAAGAACUGGGAAUUUAAGUAUUGUAAAUGCUAUUGUAUUGUUCUGCAUAUUAUGUUGUUUCUAAUAGAUUUUUUAAAAAAAGGAUGUGAACUUUUUUCUCUUUUUUUUCCUGAUUUCUUUCCACACUAUGUGUGUGCCGUCUCCAUCAAAUUUGACCUCCUGCCCCCUCCCUCCAUUGAAUCACAAUGCAUUUUUAAAAGAAGAAAAAAAAAGUGAAUAAACGGACAAUUCGAUCAGUUUGUUAUUUCUCGCAGGCUUUUAUUUGGAUGGUAAGAGAGUGAUUCCGAUUUUUUUUUUUACAUACAGUACACACAGCCCAUCCACAUACAUGCAGGGUGCAACUAACUUGUAUUGCUGUUGCUGUGUCUACACCCUGUAACUCCAAUUUUGGUGAUUUUUCUUUUUUACAUUUUCAUAUCAGUUGAUUGUUCCUCUACUGGCGGAAAGUUUUUACUGGUAUAGAAAACUCUCUGACCAUUCGGGGUCACGAAACUCUCCCAUAACUCAUUGGAUUAACUCCAAACACAAGGACUUCAAGCUAAACAGUUUCUGAGAAGCUAACAUUUUGGGAUGUACAAGGUUUUUUUUAAUCCAAUUGCCAUUGUCCAAUUUAUCGUUUUAUCCAUUUUAUGCUCUGUUCACACGAGGACGGACGCAUUAUCUUGGUGUCAACAUGACUUAACAUCAUGACAGGCUGACAAACAUGAUGCAGAGCUUCAGCUAAUGCUCACAAACAAGCUAAAAAAAGUCACUGCGGAUGGGAAACUACAAGUGUGUGUCCCGCAAACAUGUUGUUUCCUGUUUUUCUCCAUGUGUGUCUGUGAUUGAGGGCCUCUGAGCGUCUAUUCCAGUGUCCUAUUGAUGUGUUUUAUGUCACAAGGCCGUGCACUCGCAUGGCCGAUGGAUUCUCCUCCCCUCAGUGUUUGAUGCGGCCUGAUAGCAGGGAGAGGCAGAGGCUAUGGGAAAACACCAUUUAUACCACAGUCCAUUCAUUUUGAUUUAACCAGAUGAUGUAAUGCUGAUCAACAGACAGGAGAGAAUGUAAAAGUCACUGUGUGUGUGUGUGUGUGCGUGUGUGUGUGUGUGUGUGUGCGUGGCAGUAUGCAUGUGAAGGGGGAACAUGUGUGCGUGUGUGUGUGUGCAUAGUGUGGGUUAUCAAUGCAUCCAUUAUCCAUUGCUUCAAACAUGUAUUACGCACAUCUUUAAGAUUCCUUUGAAGACAAGUCAUGUUUCGUAUGCUUUUACUUUGAAGGGUAUAUAUGUACAUCUGUGUUGUAAAUAAAUACUUUUUGUUCAAAUAACAGAA